Molecule: messenger RNA, 717 nt
Organism: Pelecanus crispus (Dalmatian pelican)
Lineage: Eukaryota; Metazoa; Chordata; Aves; Pelecaniformes; Pelecanidae
Source: RefSeq, a predicted model, not a curated record
AACGUUCUGGCUGGAGCACUCUUUGGGCCGUGGACUGGGCUGGUGCUGUGCUCGGCCCUAACGUCUGUGGGAGCGACCUUCUGCUACCUGCUCUCUGGCACGUUCGGGAAGCAGUUCGUCGUCUACUACUUUCCUGAUAAAGUGGCUCUGCUGCAAAGAAAGGUAGAAGAGAACAGGAGCUGCUUAUUUUUCUUCUUGUUAUUCCUGAGGUUGUUCCCCAUGACACCAAACUGGUUUCUGAAUCUCUCGGCUCCCAUUUUAAACAUCCCUGUGUCCCAGUUCUUCUUAUCUGUUCUUAUCGGUCUUACACCAUAUAAUUUCAUCUGCGUGCAGACAGGAGCCAUUCUGUCACAAAUCACCUCUUUGGAUGCCAUUUUCUCCUGGGACACGCUGCUCAAACUGCUUGCAAUGGCUGUGGCAGCAUUGAUACCAGGGACCCUCAUCAAGAAAUACAGCAAGAAGCACUUGAAGCUGGAUGAAGACAAGCAUGCUCAGUUACUCAAUGGCAAAAAGAGCUUGUGAUGGCUCAGGUGCCCCAGAUGUUGGGGGAUGGCCUUGCAAAAGCUGCAGGUCUCUGUUCCUGUGGGUUAUAUUCUGCAUGCUCUGUGCCACUGUGGACCAAGGACAAUUGAAGUUUUUAAUCAUUCUUCUCAUCUAAGAGGAGGUGUAAGGUUCUUAUUUUUAAUGAAUAUUUAGCUGUGCAUGUAUCUGCACGGA